Molecule: messenger RNA, 1715 nt
Organism: Chenopodium quinoa (quinoa)
Lineage: Eukaryota; Viridiplantae; Streptophyta; Magnoliopsida; Caryophyllales; Amaranthaceae
Product: MLO-like protein 1
Exons: 14
Coding region: 155-1531 (458 amino acids)
Biological process (GO): defense response
Cellular component (GO): membrane
Source: RefSeq, a predicted model, not a curated record
GAAAUUUCAAAGGGUCAAUUGUGUAUUGCCAUAUAGUACACGUUAAUGGUGUUAUGUCAUUGAAUUGACGACAUCAUGCUUACUAAAUAUAUAUGCGAGUACUAUUUAAAGAAGUCAGGUAUUAGUCGUCUUAUCUCGUUUAAGGAAGAUAAAGAUGGCUGGAGGAGGAGGAGGAGGGCUGGACUUUAAGGCUACACCAUCAUGGGUGAUAGGAUCAGUAGUUUUUGUGAUUGUUGUUAUUUCUUUGGUCAUCGAAAAAUUUCUGAGUUACCUUGGCAAGUUAUUGAAGAGAAAGGAGAAGAAACCUCUUAAUCUGGCCUUGAAGAAGAUCAAGGAAGAGUUGAUGCUAUUGGGGUUUAUAUCUUUGCUGCUUACUGUUUUUGGAGAUAAGGUUCAUACGGUGUGUAUACCAGAAAAACUUGCUAAAAAAUGGCUCCCUUGUAAUGAUGAUUCGGUUCCUGCCGGUCUUAUCACAGGAGGAAAACGCGGCCUUUUAGCUGGCAGUAGUGAGUCUAACUGCGACCAGGGAAAGGUACCUUUCAUAUCGAGUGGUGUCCUUCAUGACGUUCAUUACCUCAUCUUUAUAUUAGCAGUUGUCCACGUACUGAGCUGUAUCCUGAUAGUUCUUCUUGGAGAGAUGAAGCUGCAGAUAUUUCAGUGGCGGAAGUGGGAAGAUGCUAUUAGAACGCAGAUUGAUGCAGAUUAUGGUAACAAUCAGAGAGUACUAGAUGUUAGAAACCUCUCAUUUGUCAAGGACCGGUUUGAUGGUAAUGAUGCCAAGUACUGUAAUUAUGUGAUUUCAUUCUUCAAGCACCUUGCUGGGAUUGUAACAAAAGCCGACUACACAGCUAUGAGAACAGGCUUCAUUUUGACCCAUUGUGAUGGAAAUCUAAGGUUCAACUUUCACAAAUACAUCGUAUAUGCAUAUGAAGCAGACUUUAAUAAAAUUGUGUCUAUCAGUUGGUUCAUGUGGCUGUUUGUGGUUAUCUCAUUGACACUGAAUGUUUCUGGUUGGAAUAUAUAUUUUGCGAUUGCGUUUAUCCCCUUUAUUCUCUUACUAGUAGUUGGCACCAAACUGGAACAAGUGAUCACAGAGCUAGCUAUCUAUAUAGCUCAGAGGAAUACUGUCGUUUUCGGAGAACUAAGAGUUCAACCAUCAGAUGACUACUUUUGGUUCAACAAACCCAAGAUUGUCCUGUUGUUGAUCCACACCAUACUUUUCAUUAAUUCAUUUGGGUCUGCAAUCUACUUCUGGACAUGGUUUAAAUUUGGUUUACACUCUUGCGAAAUGGGCACACCAAUAUUCGCGCUCUCAAGAAUCAUUUUAAUGUUGUUGGUUCAAACCAUUUGCAGUUACAGUACUUUACCGCUCUUUGCUAUUGUCACACAGAUGGGAAGUUCAUACAAUAAGGAGGCUAUGGAAAGAUAUGGCAGUGGGUUUAACAGACCUAAUGCCAUUGCAGACCGGACUGCAGAAGGAGCCAAUGCAGCAGCAUCAAUUGAGAUGGCCAAUCACCAGGAACAACAUUGAAUUAUUUCAAACUGCAAUCGAUGUUAUGCGAGACUAGUUGUAAGCCGCUUAUAAAUAAGACUUAAGAAUGUCAUGCGUGAAAAUGUAUAAAUUAGCACCAUUGCAGUGUUACAAGGUCUUGCAGAUUGGAUAUAUACUACAUAGUACAUGUUUAUAUAAGAGUUUUAUUUUUUCCUAGAGCAAA